UACGUACAGCUAAACGUUGUACACAUCAAACAUGGCGGCUGCUGCCAAGAUGCGGACGUGGAGUUGUCCUGUCAGACGGGUAUUGUGUCCAUGGCUUCUUUUGUCACUGGUUUUACUCAGCACAUUUAAGACAACAUGUGCUGCACCCGAGCCUGGCCUUUGGAAAAUAACUGUAGUAAAUUCAUCCAAGCCACUCCUGGUCAGAAAAUCUAUGUACAGGAAUACAGACAUACAGUUGAAAGUUGUAUCAUUUUAUUGUCCUGAAAAUGUGGAUUUCACUAUUCACUGGCUUAUAAAAUUCUACCCCUGUCACAAUGAAUUCAAUAAUAUUGAAGAAAUGUAUGAGAGAACACCUCUAAGUCGCGCCCAAGGCCUUGAUCCGAACCCUAUGGACCAAGGAGAAGUCAUUGAACACAGACACAAGGCCAUAACAUGUACAAACAAACUGCUCUCUUUCCCAAUGCUCAAUAAAGCAAAAGCAUAUCCACGCCCUGCUGGUCCUCCCCUUGACCCUAACAAGCCAGAUUCUAACUACACCAGACUGAUUAUUGAUGAGUAUGAGCGCAAAACCGAAAAAAACAGUAAUGUCAGCAUCAAAGACAAUGUGAUUGCCACCACCUGGAGAGAUGGACCAUACCUGCUGGUCAUGAAGAUCCUGACCAACAAGCCAGACUCCCACUGGAAUUUAACGAUUGAUUUGGUGAUGCGAGGUGAACAUGGCUACAUAUCCAUCACAGAGUGGCCUUUGAUGAUUUUCUACAUGGUGAUGUGCAUAGUCUACAUCUUGUAUGCUGUGCUCUGGUUUGUUUGGGCGGCCUGCUAUUGGAAGGAUCUACUCCGUAUUCAGUUUUGGAUUGCUGGGGUCAUAUUCUUGGGGAUGGUUGAGAAAGCGGUCUUCUGUGCGGAAUAUGAAAACACAAAUGCUGUUGGCUCUGCGACAUCUGGCUUAUUGAUUUUUGCUGAACUGAUCUCUGCCUUAAAGAGGACCCUCGCUAGAUUGCUUGUCAUUAUUGUUAGUCUUGGGUAUGGCAUUGUAAAGCCUCGGUUGGGGACAGUUAUGCACAGGGUUGUUGGUUUGGGGAUGCUCUACUUUGCCUUUGCAAGCAUCGAAGGUGUCCUAAGAAUUACUGGGGGUCGGGACAAUGGCCCAGCUCUCAUUACAGAAGUUGUUCUUGCCAUACUUGAUUCCUGUGCCAUCUGGUUCAUAUCCUUCCACUUGGCACAAACGAUGAAGACUCUGAAGCUCAGGAGGAACCCGGUCAAGUUGUCUCUAUACAGACAUUUUACAAACACGCUAAUAUUUGCUGUUCUUGCUUCUAUCAUCUUCAUGGCAUGGAUAGCUAAGAAAUUCCGUCUUGCGGAUUGUCAGUCCGACUGGAUCGAGCUGUGGGUGGAAGAUGCCUUCUGGAGGUUCUUGUUCUCAGUCAUUCUGCUCGUCAUUAUGUUUCUAUGGAGACCGUCUGCAAACAACCAAAGAUAUGCCUUCACACCUCUCAUUGAUGACUCUGAUGAUGAAGAGAUUGAGGAGUUUAUGACCAAUACAAACAUGGCUGAUGGCAUCAAAUUAAGAGCAGCUAAAAAUGAGACCAAUGGUACUGCUAAACCUGCAGAAGCAAACCCAGAUGAAGACUUGAAAUGGGUGGAGGACAACAUUCCAAGCUCAAUUACUGAUGUAGCUCUACCGGUCUUGCUGGACUCAGAUGAGGAAAUAAUGACGACCAAGUAUGAAAUGUCAAAACUGGAGUGAUGCUUUGUUUGGGACCAUCUGCCGACUCCAAGUGUGGACUCCUGUGUGGGUGCUAAAGGUCAUGAUCAAGGCUGCGUGAAGCCGUUUUUGGGGACCCUUUGUUGUUUUAACUCUUUAACAAGACCAGUCUGCACUGACGGUGAAUCAGUGAUUUCCUGAAGUCAUCAGUUUCUAGCCUUUAUUUCCAAAGAGAAUGUGUUUUAUUAAGUGCUGUAUUUAUUAUUGUCAUUCUUUUGAAUUUAUUUUACCAGAGAUUAGCAGGAGCAGUAGGCAUCAUGCAUGAACUCAAACACUGACAGAACAAUAUGGAAGGUAUUUUCAAGGGCCUGUAAAAUAUUAUUUGAGAGACGGUAUCAAGAAAUUUGCAUUUAAGAAUAGAGGGAAAGUAUAGGCUGUUUACAGAGAAAAUAAACCUUAAGAGGAUUUAUUUAAAAUAUUCAACCAUAUUGGAGAUUGAAUUUAGCAUUGUUUAUUAGCUAUAGAAAUGUUAUGUUUUUUGUUUUCUAAAAAGACCAAGCUAAAGGUUGUGCUCCCAGAUAUCUUUGCUUAAUUUUUUUGUAUAAACCAGUGAUUUCACUUCGUAGUCCUCACAUAUGUUUUCAUGUCUGCUUAAAAUCUCUGCCCAACUUAGGGCUCCAAGGACUCAAAUAGAUGUGUCUAGGCUAUGCUUGUUUUCCAUCUAAUUAUUAUCUAAGUCAGGAAAACAUAACAUUUCAUACACUGUUUCAUGUUAGCUCUUAUGCACUUUGAAAAUCAAAGCUGUGCCUAUGUGUAGUCCUGGUUUGGGCCCUGGGGUUUUUGGAGGUCAUUGAAAAUUGAUGUUUCUCUUAUUACUGGUGGCUGUCUGCGAACCUGCCUACAGUAUUGGAAAUAAUGCACAGUUACUUUAAUACAGAUGUUAAUGGGUUCAGUAAUGUAGACACUAGCGUUGUGAUCUGUACAGUCAUGUUCAAGUUUGAAUCUGCCGUGUGUAUGUGGAAAGCUGUUUUGUUUUCCAAAAUAAGAGCAAUAUACUAUUGUGUAUGUUGAUUUAUUUAUUUGUUUAAGUGUACUUAUAGGUUGUUCAUAUGUGGCUUCUUCAUGUUUACUCUGUUUACGAGGUGUGCUUCCAUCUCUGUUAAAGGCAACAGGAGGCUUCGGUUGAUUUUGUUGUCUUUGUCGAUAAAAUCAUUUAUUUUACCUACUAUGUUCUUUAAUCUUUUUUUCUCUGUUGAUGUAAAUCAUUCAUGUCUGGCAUUGUCGGCACAGGCACAAGCAAAUCACUUGAAUAGUGUUUUAAAUGUUUUCUUUUAUAAUGGUUGGAAAGCUGGAAUAAUUGUGCUUUUCAUGGCACUGUUGCUUGUGUUAUAUAAAACUGCAGACACCUGCAGUGGACCUGGUUAUUUGUACAGAUGGUUUUGGCUGAUUCCUGUUAUUUCAUAAUUCCACAGGUGCAAAGGCAUCAGGAGGAAGUGUGCUCUUCAUACCAGCAGUUUUCCUCUUCCUUUUCAGGAAGUGUGUACACUGAUUAAAUAUCAGUAAUUUAUAA
Molecule: messenger RNA, 3275 nt
Organism: Periophthalmus magnuspinnatus
Lineage: Eukaryota; Metazoa; Chordata; Actinopteri; Gobiiformes; Gobiidae
Gene: tmem87b
Product: transmembrane protein 87B
Exons: 20
Coding region: 32-1747 (571 amino acids)
Biological process (GO): retrograde transport, endosome to Golgi
Cellular component (GO): Golgi apparatus; membrane
Source: RefSeq, a predicted model, not a curated record